AACCGCCAUAAAACACUACUAGAAGAAGAUAGAAGCUUUUGUUGUGCAACAUGUCAGCCUCCAAGUGACAGCAGCUGGAUUUGAUCAGUGGUCGAGGAAAUUAAAAUGGUUCAUUCAGAGGAUUGCAACAUUAUUUUCCGUGUCAAAGGCAUCUUGGAGUUUGUUUGCCUACUUGAUGACUCGAAUGAUGCACAGUGCACCAUCUCAAAAACCUUCCAGGGUCUCAGUUCCAAAGUAUCAUCAAAAAACCUUGUAUUCACUGUCAGUAACAGUGCAGUAUUAAUAUGGCCCAACAACUGUUUCCAAUCCAGCAUGGAUAGCUUGACAGACACAUCAUCAUGUGGAGAUAUUCUGAAGUAUAUAGAGGCAGAUAAUAGUGAAAGCAAGAAAUCAUCAAAAAAGAAAGAUAGGAAAAAUUCUGGACCUACUGUUGUAAAUAUGAAGCUGUUGUUUGAGGUGACCGAGCCGGCUGGCAAUGAAGCUCCUAAUCUUUAUAGAAUGGUCGGACAACAGCACUUUGCGAGGAUGCCUCUGCCUAUGGACUGUAUUCUGUAUGUGACCAGUAAUGAGAGCUUGGCAAAUGCAUGUAAUGGGCUGGUGGAAGCUUUGAGUAAGCAGUUAUCAGACAUGGAGGAGGUGGUAAUACGGUCCAGAAAGGGCUCGUCUCUCCUGGUUCCACAGCCGUUUCACUUUCAACUGCCCGAACCCACUGGACACACCACUGUAAUCUACCCUGCAGGAGUACCAGACAGUCAACUGCAGGGAGUCAGAGAGGAUCUGCACAAGAAGUUUGAGUUGCCAGGCGACAGGCCAUGCCUCAGACGCGCAAAUGCUUUCCGUUUCCCUGAUGAAGCAUACAAAGAUGGUUACCUCCGCAACCCCCACAUACACCUCAACCCACCUAACAUUGACGAUGCAAAGCUGUAUCUAGUGCAGGGUGUGUACAGCUACCACCACUACAUGCAGGAUCGUGUGAAUGAUGACGGCUGGGGCUGUGCAUAUCGCUCACUUCAGACCAUCUUCUCAUGGUUUCAGCAGCAAGGAUACGUAGAGAUGGCUGUUCCCACACACACACAGAUCCAGCAGGCACUGGUGGAUGUGGGGGAUAAAGAGCCUCACUUUUUCGGCUCACGUCAGUGGAUCGGCUCUUUUGAAGUUCAGGCUGUUCUUAAUCAGCUGCUGGGGGUCACCUCAAAGAUCAUGUUUGUCAGUCAUGGAUCUGAGCUCGCUACUAAGGGCAGAGAACUAGCCAACCACUUUCAGACUGAAGGAACACCUAUCAUGAUUGGUGGGGGCGUGCUUGCACACACUAUUCUAGGUGUAGCAUGGAGCGAGAUCACUGGACAGAUUCGGUUCCUCAUCCUUGACCCUCACUACACCGGAGGAGAGGACCUGCAGAUCAUCAUUGACAAGGGCUGGUGUGGAUGGAAGGGGCCCGAAUUCUGGGAUCAGAAUGCCUAUUACAACCUCUGCCUUCCCCAAAGAUUCAAGACCAUUUAAGUCACUUCUACAACACUGACUUUUUUAUCUAAAGAAAUAAGUGAACUUGCAGGAAACCUUAUUGUUUUAAGUACAAAUCAAAAUCACAUAAACACAAAAAGUAAAUGUUUUUUUAAUUUUAUUUUUUUAAACAUGGCCUUGUUUUUCUGUCACACUGAGUUCCGAAAUGUAAAGCAUCUUUUCCAGUCAUGUUUUUAUUCGCAAAUUAUGAAAAAAUUUACUUGAAAUUACAAAUUCAUCUUUUCAACUUCAGAAAGGCCUUUCACGAUUCAAAAAGAUAAGGCCUCUUAAAAUGCUAUAAUAAAAAACAUCUGAAAUCUCUUG
This is a messenger RNA of Triplophysa rosa, 1824 nucleotides long. RefSeq names its product ufm1-specific peptidase 2 (gene ufsp2). NCBI's taxonomy places the organism in Eukaryota, Metazoa, Chordata, Actinopteri, Cypriniformes, Nemacheilidae. The coding region runs from base 106 to 1500 and encodes 464 amino acids. The transcript has 12 exons. The record is from RefSeq and is a predicted model, not a curated record.